AUGGUCAUCGUCGACGGACAGCAAGAGUACCUCUGCGAAGAGGAGAAGCGGUUGAAAGAGGACCGCAAACGCGAGCGCUACUGGAAGAAAUGGGGCCCUUACGUUGCCGAGAGGCAAUGGGCUACCGUUCGUGAGGACUACUCCCACGAUGGAGAUGCAUGGAGCCAUUUUUCCCAUGACAUGUCUCGCUCCCGCGCGUACCGGUGGGGUGAAGACGGUAUCGCCGGUGUUUCCGACACCCACGGUCUUCAGAACAUUACCUUUGCUUUCUGGAACGAAAAGGAUGAUUUUCUCAAGGAGAGACUCUUCGGCCUUUCGAACCCUCAGGGAAACCACGGCGAGUCGAUUAAAGAGGCGCACUUUCACCUGGACAACACACCCACUCACUCUUACAUGAAGUUCCUUUACAAGUAUCCCCAGCGCCGAUUCCCAUACGACGACCUCAUCAAGGAGAAUGCGAGACGCACUAGACUCGAUCGCGAAUACAACAUCGUAGACACUGGUAUUUUCGAUGAUGACAGAUACUGGGAUAUCUUCAUUGAAACGGCGAAAGAAGCCGAUGAUGAGGAAGAGCUUCUCUUCCGAAUCACGGCCUACAACCGUGGUCCCGAGGCGGCACCACUCCACAUUGUGCCCCAUGUCUUCUUCAGGAACACCUGGGCGUGGGGACGUGAGACGCCAGACAAGAAGCCGAGCAUCCGGAAGGUUGGCGGUACGACUGCUGUGUCCAGCCACCACAAGCUAGGCGAGAGAUAUUUCCAAUUGUCGCCUUCUCCAGGGUACGGUGCAGAGAGCGAAGACGUCCAGCCAAAGCUCCUUUUCACCGACAACGACACCAAUUUCAAGAAGCUUUGGGGAACGGAGAACAAGACCGCCUACACCAAAGAUGGUAUCCAUGAGCGCAUCUGCGACGACAAUGUGGCCGCUGUUAAUCCCGAGAACGUUGGAACCAAGGCAGCUGCCUGGUUUGCUUUUGACGAAGGUGACGGAGUCCCACCUGGAGAGUGCGCUGUCGUCCGCUUCAGACUUUCCCGGAGAAAUGACGGUUACCUUGAUGAGGAGCUUUUUGAUGACAUCAUCGAGCAACGCAGAAUUGAAGCCGAUGAGUUCUACUACCGCAUCAACCCCUUGCCAAUGGCGGAGGAUCUUCGCAAUAUCCAGCGCCAGGCUUUCUCGGGCAUGAUGUGGUGCAAGCAGUACUACCACUUCAUCUGGGACGAGUGGGCGAACGGUGACCCCGGAAUGCCCCCUCCUCCGGCGAGUAGGAAGGAGAUCCGCAACAAGCACUGGAAACACAUGUACCUGGACGACAUCCUGUCGAUGCCCGAUUCAUGGGAAUAUCCCUUCUUCGCUGCAUGGGAUAGCGCUUUCCACUGCAUUCCGCUGGCCAUGAUUGAUCCCGACUUCGCAAAGAAACAGAUGGAUCUGUUCACACGCGAGUGGUACAUGCAUCCGAACGGUCAGCUGCCUGCCUACGAAUGGAAUUUCGGUGACGUCAACCCUCCAGUCCACGCUUGGGCUACGUUCAGGACGUUCAAGAUUGAGCGGAAGAUGUACGGGCGCGAGGAUCUUGACUUCCUCGAGCGUGUGUUCCAAAAGCUGCUUCUCAACUUCACCUGGUGGGUGAACCGCAAAGACUUUGAUGGCAAGAACAUCUUCGAGGGCGGCUUCCUGGGCCUGGACAACAUUGGACUUUUCAACCGCUCCGAUCCUUUGCCCACAGGGGGUGUCUUGGAGCAAGCUGACAGUACUGGAUGGAUGGCUUUCUACUGUCUGUGCAUGCUCAACAUCUCCUUGGAGCUGGCCAAGCAUCGCCGCAUUUACGAGGAUAUUGCAUCGAAGUUUUUCGAGCAUUUUAUUCUCAUCAGCGAUGCUAUGCAGUACCGUUCCGAUGGCGAGGAGAAGUCCCUUUGGAACGACGAGGAUGGCUUCUACUAUGAUGCCAUUUCCUGGGGUGGCCCCUGGAGCAAACAGAUGCCCGUCCGCUCCCUGGUCGGUCUGAUUCCGCUCUACGCGACCUUGACUUUGGAACCUGAGGUCAUUGACAAGCUUCCUUCAUUCAAGAAGCGUCUCAAUUGGUUCAUCGAUAACCGUUCCGACUUGGCUGAUCGCAAUUUAGCCAGCAUGAGCCGCCGUGGAAAGGGUGACAGGAUCCUUCUCUCGCUGGUUAGCGAAGAUCGCUUGAGGAAGAUCCUGAAGAGGAUGCUUGACGAAGACGAGUUCUUCGCAGACCAUGGAAUUCGAUCCUUGUCAAAGUACCAUCAGGAGCACCCUGUCUCCAUGGAUGUGAACGGACAAACUUUCGCGGUCGCCUAUCUUCCGGGCGAUUCGGAUAGCGGUUUGUUCGGAGGCAAUAGCAAUUGGCGCGGUCCUAUUUGGAUUGCUGUGAACUUCCUACUUGUGGAGUCUCUUCUGAGAUUCUACAUGUUCUACGGCAACACCUUCAAGAUUGAGUGCCCGACCGGUUCUGGCGACGAAAUGCAUCUGGGCCAUGUUGCCGAGGAAAUCCAGCACAGGCUGCAACACCUCUUUGCGCGCGGGGAUGACGGACGUCGCGCCAUCAACGCUGGAAACGAGAUGCUUGACUACGAUCCCAAUUGGAAGGAUUACAUGUGGUUCCAUGAAUUCUUCGAUGGAGACACUGGCAGAGGUCUUGGCGCCAGCCACCAAUGCGGUUGGACCGGAUUGAUUGCGAAGAUGAUCCACGACACUGGCAUCCGCUGCCGUCUGCCCCAGACGCCGCGCACUCCGUCCACAACUGCUGCGCACUACUUCGACGAUGUCUUUACCAAGUACAAGAUCCGUAAGCCUAGCUUCCGCAGGUCUUCAACCAGCCGAUCCAUUGGCGGCCGCCCUGAUUGGGUUGAUGUUGAACCCCCGAAGAGCCCCAAGGCGGCGAACGGCCAUGCCGUGGACGACGAAGAAAGUGAGCAGCCAGUCAAGCCUUUCAAGAGAGUCAACUCGGUUGGCUAUUUUGACGAAGAGGCGCUUGAGAAGAAGAGGCAGAUUGACGAGCAGGUGGCGGAGUACGUGUCCAACAAACUCUCACGGAUGAGGAGUCACGACUCUGCAGGUGAAGGUGUAGGUGACGAGCUUGAGACUCAGCUGGAUGGUGCCUGA
Messenger RNA from Lasiodiplodia theobromae, 3120 nucleotides. Its product is annotated as Glycoside hydrolase family 63. The record is from RefSeq and is a predicted model, not a curated record. Bases 1 to 3120 code for a protein of 1039 amino acids. Gene Ontology annotation, biological process: oligosaccharide metabolic process; protein N-linked glycosylation. Gene Ontology annotation, molecular function: Glc3Man9GlcNAc2 oligosaccharide glucosidase activity. NCBI's taxonomy places the organism in Eukaryota, Fungi, Ascomycota, Dothideomycetes, Botryosphaeriales, Botryosphaeriaceae. The transcript has 6 exons. Gene Ontology annotation, cellular component: endoplasmic reticulum membrane.